Molecule: messenger RNA, 417 nt
Organism: Effrenium voratum
Lineage: Eukaryota; Dinophyceae; Suessiales; Symbiodiniaceae
Source: the annotation of a GenBank genome assembly
AUGGUGUACCUGACCUACUGCCGGAAGCUGCAGUUCGAGGAGCGACCGGACUACGGGUACCUGCGGCAGCUGCUGCGGGAAGCCUUCGCCCGCGAGGGCUUUCAGCUGGACUUUGUCUAUGACUGGAGCCUGGUGGGCAAGCUGAAGACUGAGCCACCCGCCAAGUCCAAAGGUCAGGAUCACAGGUUUGAGCCUGAGCCACGCGACAAGCGCCACCGGCAGAGGGGCAGGCGACACCACAAGAACCACGAGGAUCACCACCAGGAGGUUGCUGCUGAGGCUCCUGCUGGGGACCACGCAGAGCCCGCGGAGGGCGCCCAGGAGUUGCCGAACGGCAAGGCGCGGAGUUAUCAAAACCAAAGGAACGUUGCCUGGGCGAAAAUCGGCUGCUUGGACCGCACGAUGGAGCCCGGGUAG